This is a messenger RNA of Ceraceosorus guamensis, 655 nucleotides long. Its product is annotated as ribosomal protein S14. Gene Ontology annotation, molecular function: structural constituent of ribosome; zinc ion binding. The record is from RefSeq and is a predicted model, not a curated record. The coding region runs from base 460 to 630 and encodes 56 amino acids. The transcript is spliced from 3 exons. Gene Ontology annotation, biological process: translation. Lineage: Eukaryota; Fungi; Basidiomycota; Exobasidiomycetes; Ceraceosorales; Ceraceosoraceae. Gene Ontology annotation, cellular component: ribosome; cytosolic small ribosomal subunit.
ACACCUCGACGAAGCUUUUCAGCCUUUUCAACUUCCCAACACUAGCUAAUAUGUGAGCAUCCCGAUAGCGCGCAGGUCGAGUGCAAUGGGCACAGAGCAGUCCGCGUCAGGCUGGAACGAUGAGGAGCUCGAGACGGGUGACUUGAAUCGCAAAGGCAAGGGUGGCCACCACAUUGCGAAGCCGUUCGGUCUCGAUGAAUGACGCACGCAGCGGAAGCAGGUGGCGGCCAAUGGGGAUGCUGCUAGCCUCACAUCCAUCUCGCCAGUCUCUCCUGGCAAAGGCAAAGAUCAGAGGUCCGGCUCAGGUCAGGACUGCAGCUUCACGACCCAACAAAGCAUACUCAGCGAUGAUGUAGGGCGGAAGGCAAUUCGAGCAGAUCGAUGACCGAAUCACUUGACUUUCGAGUCGCAUCGUGCUGACCGCCGCUGCUUCGCCUCUUUGUCCCUGCAGCAGUCAAGAUGGCUCACAAGGACGUGUGGUUCACCCACCCUCGCAACAACUCCAAGGGAGGUCGUCAAUGCCGAGUUUGCGGUAACAAUGGCGGUAUCAUCCGCAAGUACGGUUUGGACAUUUGCCGUCAGUGCUUCCGCGAGAAGGCAGAUGCCAUCGGAUUCGUCAAGCACCGCUAAGCCACUUGGACUGAAGUCCUGCAAU